This is a messenger RNA of Cloeon dipterum, 1845 nucleotides long. RefSeq names its product putative ankyrin repeat protein RF_0381. The transcript has a single exon. Lineage: Eukaryota; Metazoa; Arthropoda; Insecta; Ephemeroptera; Baetidae. Gene Ontology annotation, molecular function: protein binding. The coding region runs from base 1 to 1845 and encodes 614 amino acids. The record is from RefSeq and is a predicted model, not a curated record.
AUGAAUUCAUUCACGGGUGAGAAAGACUUGGAUCGCUUCAUCGAGAAGAUAAAGUUGGGUGCUACUCCUUUAAUGAUUGCGGCCAGAUCCGAAGACCUAAAAAGGUGCUUGGAGCUCGUGGAGGCAGGCCAAGACCCCGAAGCGACCACAGAUUUGGGCCUAUCGCUUUUUCACUUCGCUGCCGUGAAUAUGAGACACGGACUGGAAAUUAUUUCGCACUUCCUGGGCCAAGGACUCGAUUUAUCAGAAGCAAAGGACGUUGACGGCGAGGAUCCAGUCCUUUACGCCAUCAGGGCAGGAGACUUUAGCCUCGCCAGGAAUAUUUUGAGGCUUCAAAAUGGGGAAACAAACCUGCUGCUCUUCUUUGUAACACGAAACAAUUUAACUAUGGCUCAACUUAUGCACGCAAUCGAUCCUGAAUUGAUCAAACAACGGGACGCAAAAGGUAAUAAUGCCCUCCACCUUGCGGCCGAGUUUGCGGACCUGGAAAUGUGCGAGUGGAUCGUCAAACAAGGCGUCGACGUAAGAUCUGUGAACGCACUCAAAAUGACUGCACUGCACUGCGCUGUGCUGAACGUUAAUUAUGGGAGAGAAAUUGUCAGGUACUUGGUCUUCCGCUUGAAAUUGGACGUUUACGCCAAAAACAGUUUGAGCGAGACGCCCCUACACCUGGCCCUUUCGGCAGGAAACCUUGAAUUGGCGCAGCAGUUGCUGGACUUUGGAGUCAAAGUGGAGAGGUGCGGCACGAACCUUUUGCACUACUGCGUCAAGAGAAAUAAACUCAAAAGCGUAAGGUUUGUGCACAGCAGGGACAACUCCCUGGUAAAACAGCUCGACUACAGUGGCCGAAACGCUCUUCACAUCGCAGCUGAGUCCGCGGACAUGGCAAUGUGCCACUGGCUAAUUGAAGAGGGCGUCGACGCCAAGACUUUGGUCCGAGUUAGGAAAACCUCGGCUCUCCAUUACGUCGGCUGCAACAAAUUCUACGGAAAACAACUCGUCGCUUUCUUCGUAGGCUUGGGGUUGGAUUUGAACAAAAUGGACAAGUUUCUCUACACCCCUCUUCACGUCGCUCUGAUUAACCAAAAUAUUGAGGUCGCUGAGGAGAUGAUCAAAUACGAAGCCGACUUUAGAGUAAAAUCAGGCCACUUCAACCUGCUGCACCAUUGUGUGAUUGAAAAUAAAUUAAAAAGCGUAAAAUUGUUGUUUCUCAAGGACCCAGAACUGGCCAAGCAGCUAACGCUUUCGGGGGAAAACGCUCUUCACUUGGCCGCGAAGCACGCGGACAAAGAAAUGUGCCUAUUCCUGUGCGAAGUGGCGGACCUCAACCCUCACACUCUCAGCCCUGAACAGAGCAACAGUGUUUUGCACUUCGCCGUGGGCAACGAAAGAUACGGGGUGGGACUUAUUGAGUACUUUGCCACCGAGACAAGGGUGGACGUGCACCAAAGAAACAGAUGUCUCGAAACCCCCCUGCACUGUGCCCUGGACGAAGAAAAUUUGGUCGGCGCUGACGAGUUGCUGCGGGCCGGCGCGGACUUAAAUGUCAAGUUGGCACAAAACAGCCUCCUGCACUUUUGCGCCACUCGAAAAAAACUGCUCAGCGCCAGUUUCGUCCUCGAGAAGAACAAAGACAUGAUCAACGAAUUGGGCAAUUACGGAAUGACCGCAUUGCACGUCGCGGCAAUUUGGGGGCAUCUCGAGUUCUGCAAGUUUUUGGUCGAGCAAGGAAUCGACUUCAACGCGAAAGAUUCUUUUGAUCGCACGGCGCAGUCCUAUAUUUCGUUCGAAAACUGGAAACUUAAGUCUUUCUUCCGUUCGUUACGAGCAUUUUCAUCACCAUAA